AAGGGGGCGGAGCCACGCACUGGCCGCUGUCACCCCGUAUAUAUACCAACCACCACGGGGGGAACGCGAAGCAAGUGUCUGCUCUUGAGUGCGCGUCUGUGUGUCUGUGUGCGUAUGUGUGUGUGUGGCGCGUAGAAAGUUGUGUGUACCGCAGAAAGUCGGUGGUUCCCGAGUCCAGACGAAUCGAAGAGACCAAAGCGAGGCAAAGCGCCCCGAACAGAUGUCUCGCAAGUCUCCGAGGACAAACAUGGAAUCUUUCUCCCUCGGCGACGGAUAACGUUUUGAUAGUUUCAUCCCCACUGGCCGACAGAUACAAUUUACAGUGGCUGGCGUGCAGUCCUACGCACUUGUCUUUGUCACCGUGGAUGGGACGUUUGUUUGCUGGUGCUGUUUUGUUGCCUAUCGAGCGACACUUUCAUCACUUUUCCUACCUUGGCUUUUAAGACCUCGGGGAUCGGAGUUCGGCACCAUGGUGCUUUUACUCCUUGCUUCUUGGGCAAUGCUCUUAGAAACAGUGGCCGGUGGAGGAGGAGCCGGAGGAGGAGGGGGGGGGCUGGGCCUGUCCCUGGGGGGGGUGGGGCCUCGCUGCGACGGCCGCGCCUGCAACCCCCGCAUGGGGAACCUGGUCCUGGGGCGCCACGUCCUGACCCAGACGGCGUGCGGCCUCAACGCCACCGAGCGCUACUGCUCCUACCACGCCGACGGCUCCGCCCCCGGCCGCGCCCCCAAGUGCUCGGCCGCGCCCAAGUGCGGCAAGUGCAACGCCGCCGUCCCCCACCUGGCGCACCCGGCGGGCGCCAUGGCCGACUCCUCCUUCCGGAAGCCGGGCACCUGGUGGCAGUCGGCGGAGGGGGCGGAGCCGGAGACGGUGCAGCUGGACCUGGAGGCGGAGUUCUACGUCACGCACCUCAUCCUGGUGUUCCGCUCGCCGCGCCCGGCCGCCAUGACGCUGGAGCGCUCGCGGGACUUCGGCCGCACGUGGAGCCCGCUGCAACGCUACGCCCGCGACUGCGCCGCCGCCUUCGGGGGGGAGGGGGUGGGGGGAGAGGAGGGGGAGGGGGAGGGGGAGGCUGCAGGGAGGAGGACGAAGACGACGAAGGGCAGCCAGGUUCCCUGCACCUCCAAAUACUCCGGGGCGUACCCCUGCACCAGAGGAGAGGUGAUCUACCGCGCGCUGCCGCCCUGGAGGGCUCUGGACCCGUUUGGCGCCGAGGCGCGCGAGUCGCUCGCCGUCACCAACCUCCGCGUGCGCCUGCUGCGGCACCAGACCUGCCCCUGCCAGGUCAAGAGCCCCGCCCCCCGACGCCGGCGAGGCCCCGCCCCCACCCGCCACUUCGCCAUCUACGACCUCAUCGUCAAGGGCAGCUGCCUGUGCAACGGCCACGCCGAGACCUGUGAGCCCGCCCCCGGUUACCGCCCCGUCCGAGACCGGACCAAUCACGUGGUGAGAAGGGAGGGGGGGGGCGGGGCGUUGUGUCCGUCUGUCUGUCGGUCUGUCUGUCCGUCUGUGUGUCUGUCUUUGCGUCGGUCUGUCCGUCUGUCUGUCUGUCUGUCUGUCUGUCUGUCUGUCCGUCCCUGUGUCUGUCUGUCUGUCUGUCUGUCUGUCUGUCUGUCUGUCUGUCUGUCUGUCUGUCCGUCUCUGUGUCUGUCUGUCCGUCUCUGUGUCUGUCCGUCUCUGUGUCUGUCCGUCUGUGUGUCUGUCUUUGCGUCGGUCCUGUCCGUCUAGACAGAUGGUUUGCUUUGCUCCUCGGACCCAAACUAUAACCGAGGUUGAAACUCAAGGGUUCGCCCCUUUUCAUGAUGAUUUACGGGUCUGCGUCGAUUGUACAAAGUUAAAUGUGUGUUCCGGUGCCAUACGGCCACUUUAUUUUGAAACGUCUCCCAAGAAGUUUAGUUUUUUUAAUCAUUGUUUUUGUCUGCUUUGCAGUGAUCUUGGAAGCCACAAGCUGACCGUAUCACGUCUGUUGAUAUCGUCCUCUUGUUUAUCAUAGUUACUACAAGGUCCUUCUCAUCAGUGUGUUGUCAGUAUGAGUGGCCGUGUGUUCAAGGCUGUCUUUGUAUCCUGGCAUCACCUCUCUGUCUCUCGAUCUCCCUCUCUUGUUCUAUCUCUCUCUCUCUCUCUCUCCUCUCUCUUCCCCCUCUCUCUCUCUCUCUCUCUCUCUCUCUCCCUCUCCCUCUCCCUCUCUCUCUCUCUCUGUCUCUCUCUCUCUCUCUCUCUCUCCCUCUCUCUCUCCCUCUCCCU
Molecule: messenger RNA, 2242 nt
Organism: Gadus macrocephalus (Pacific cod)
Lineage: Eukaryota; Metazoa; Chordata; Actinopteri; Gadiformes; Gadidae
Product: netrin-4-like
Biological process (GO): cell migration; basement membrane assembly; substrate adhesion-dependent cell spreading
Cellular component (GO): laminin trimer
Source: RefSeq, a predicted model, not a curated record